GUCGAGUGGCUAGACCUCCAUCCAUUGGACAUUACCGAACACCUGGAACCGUACCGAAAGAACAAGAAUCGAGCGCGAAGAAAUCAAAUUGGUUUACACUAGCUCGUGAAAAAGAUAUUGGAUAUUGGACAUACAUUCACAAAUAACUGCUAAAUGAAUAGAAUUAGAGCAGUCGGACGGACUGGCUAUUAUUCGUUGGACAUUACUAGGUUCAUGGAACUGCACUGAAACAAAGGGAAACAAGCUCAAAGAAACUGAUUGGUGUAUAACCUGUGCAUUGUAUUUCGGAAAGCGCAAAACUCAAAUGCCUGGGAUACGGCCUGUCAUAUUCAUUCGCCCGAUAUGCUUGCCUAAAACAACACACUAUUUUCCUUUGUGGAAGCGGCAAGUUGAGUACCCCAAGGUUUCUCCCGGUGAUCCUCCAGUACCAUGUUUUCUCCCACCGUUUUGGAUGAAAAUGAUGUAUCCUGGUCCAAAAAAUCCUCCUAACCAUGUCGUUUUCAAAGUUCACCCACAGUAAUUAUGUGCUAAUUUCCUAUCUCAGAAUGACUAAGCGAGAUGUGGCACAGUAUUUAGAGAAGAUAUAUAAUGUUCCUGUCGUAGAUGUUCGAGUAAAAAUGGUUUAUCACGAUUUAGAACCAGUUGAUAUACCAGCAGUAAAGACUGCUGAGAAAGCAUACGAUUCUACGUCUUUUCCUCCUAAACCGGAACGCUAUGAAAAGGUUGCAUAUGUUCAUUUGGCUCCUGGUGAAGUGUUUGUUUUUCCUGAUUUAUUCAAAGAUAAACGUCCAUCAAGUGCUUUAGACAUGAUAGCUGGUGGUGAUCUUGCUGCUAAUCAACAACAAGAAGAACAAGUUGUUCCUACAGAUUCUAAAAAGUUAGACAAUAAAAAAUUUCAACCUUUAAAAGGUGUUAGUAAAUGGUUUUCAUCUUAAUGUCUGUAUAGUAUAUAUAUGAAUUGUAUGAUAAAGCAAUACUAUUUACA
Molecule: messenger RNA, 985 nt
Organism: Schistosoma turkestanicum
Lineage: Eukaryota; Metazoa; Platyhelminthes; Trematoda; Strigeidida; Schistosomatidae
Source: the annotation of a GenBank genome assembly